Leptidea sinapis is the source of this 1008-nucleotide messenger RNA. RefSeq lists its product as uncharacterized. Lineage: Eukaryota; Metazoa; Arthropoda; Insecta; Lepidoptera; Pieridae. Bases 74 to 472 code for a protein of 132 amino acids. The transcript is spliced from 3 exons. The record is from RefSeq and is a predicted model, not a curated record.
UUUAUUUUUUAUUGUUAAAUAUUUUAAUACUCGCGUCAAUUUACUAUUAAAUGGGUCGAAUUGCAGAGGCAACAUGGUAUUAUUGUGUUCAUUGCUAGUUCUGAGUUUACACCAACUGUUUGAGAACAUUCACUGUAAAGAAAAACUGCCCCGGUUUGUGGUCGAAGAUGGUAUAAAACCACCAAUAUUCGGCUCAUACAGCUAUAAUCCCCUCACUAAAACCUUCGAAGUCAAGGCGCACGUUUCCGAAGUGACACCAUCUGAUCUCAUUCAUAUACAGAUAUACAACAAAACAGCAACUCAAGCAAUGUCUACUUUACAAUACACAGAACACAACCGUUUUGAAUUACGUAGUGGUCCACGGCAACGACCAACGAUUGAGCAAGUGAAGCCAGUGAAAAAAGUUAGUUGGUGGGCGACUUUUAAUAACACUAUUGGCAAAUCCCUUGCAACUUCACAUUCUACGUCUUAACUAAGGUUACUUCCAUUUUUGAACUGUCUCAAUUCGAUUCUAAGAUAAACGACGAAAAUGAAUAAAUUUUAUGAAUCGAAAAGUUUCAUAGAAGUGCAUUUCAAUUUAUAAAAAUUUCCCGCGAAAUUUUACAAACGCUGGACGCCAUAUUGUAUUCUAUUGUCAUCACUGACAGUUCAUGCCACAGACUAACAAUAUUACAAACAGAGCGUGCGAGAGGGAAGAACAUAUCUAACGGAUCUCCGUGUCCUAUAUCUACGGCAAGAUAGUAAAGGUAACGGAAUCUAUUGUAACCGGAACACAUUUUGAUUGACAAGUCCUGGGCAGUCAGCCGCAGUUGGCAUUAGCUCCUUAGUAUUCUGAAUAUUCAAAUGCAAACAUUUUUAUAAAAAUAAGACAUGGAUGGAACUUGAAAGUAAAAAAAUACGAAAUACGAACUACAUUCGAAAAAGUAUGCUUAAAAACUGAGAAUAACGGGCCAAAGAAUCUUAGCGGCCUUCUUUUUUUUUAUAAUAUGAUUACAAUCUAUUAUCGUA